Molecule: messenger RNA, 359 nt
Organism: Ambispora leptoticha
Lineage: Eukaryota; Fungi; Glomeromycota; Glomeromycetes; Archaeosporales; Ambisporaceae
Source: the annotation of a GenBank genome assembly
UAAGUAAAAAAACCAAAGAACAGUUUAAGAAAUAUUUAGAGAGGAUAGAAGACCCCAAAAAUAAUCAAGAAGUAAACUAUGACUUACCAGAAAAUCCGACUCCUUUACAAGUGGCUAAGUUUGAUAUUUGCCAAAGAAUCCUCGCUUAUCAGCAAGAUAAUAAUCUAACUGAUGAAGAAUUAGCCGAAAGGAUUAAUUUAAGUAUUCCUGAAUUAGAAGAAAUACUGUUUUGUCAAAUUGAGAAAUUUACCCUCGAUCGGUUAAUGACUUAUGCCAACUCUUUAUUUAACCCUUCCCAAAUAAAGAUUACUAUUACUAAGCCCUUAUUAAGAAAAAGAACUCCCUUGUAUGCUCGCUAG